CGCAUGCUGAUCGUGAUCGGAGAGAUUUCCACCAGCCAUCACCUCGAAGCUGCCAGGAAACAGAUCACACAGGGUUUGCGCUCCUGGAACGUUGAUCUGGACGUGUUUGACCUGAAUAAAGAGCUGCAGCUGUUUGAAGCCAGGCACACUGCUCAGUUUUCUUCACAGGUCAAAGGCCAGCGAAUUCUCCAGUAUCAGAGUGAUGUCCUCGAGACGGUUGUGUUGGUGAACCCAUCACAGGAGACCGCUGUUUCAGAGACUCGCUCACUGAUCACUGCCUCUGCUGGGAAUAAGUUGCUGAUCCUGAGCGGCCAGAGCUCUGAGCAAGGAGGUGACAUCCUACUGCAAAGUGGAGCCUUCACGUGGCAACAUUUCUCCGACAUCAUCUCCAGCCCUCAAGUGAUUGAAGUCCUAUCCAGGGCCUCUUCUGAGCAGCCAUCGAAGCUUACCGUUUCCUGUCAGGGAGACGGGGGCUGGAGCUCCCUGGGCCAAAGCCAGGAGCAGCAGCCACUCCAAAAUCUUCUGGAAUACCGUCUGAACCCCGAACCUCACCUCCCCGACAUGGACGGAGUCACAGAGUUUACGGAGUAUGUUGCAGAGACGGUGGAUGUGCCGUCGCCCUUUGACCUUCUGGAGGCCCCAACCUCUGGUGGAUUUCUGAAGCUGUCCAAACCCUGCUGCUACAUCUUCCCUGGAGGUCGGGGAGACUCUGCUCUAUUUGCCGUCAAUGGAUUCAACAUCCUGGUGGACGGAGGGUCUGAGCGGAAGUCCUGCUUCUGGAAGCUGGUCCGGCACCUGGACAGAAUCGACUCUGUUCUGCUCACCCAUAUUGGAGCAGAUAACCUCCCUGGCAUCAAUGGGCUGUUUCAGCGAAAGAUUGCUGAGCAGGAGGAAGAGAGGAACCAAGAUUCUGGCUCAAGCAGCAAUGGUGACUGGGUGAAGAACCUUAUCUCCCCUGAGCUCGGGAUUGUGUUCUUCAAUGUCCCAGAAAAGCUGCGUAUGCCUGAGUCCACUCUUAAGGUAAAGCGAAGUAUUGAAGAAGCAUCUUUGACAUUGCAGUACCUCACCAAGCUCGGUAUCACACCAGAGCCUCUUCACAGAGUAGUAAGCAACACCAUUGAACCUAUCACGCUGUUCCACAAGCUCGGCGUGGGAAAGUUAGACAUGUAUGUUCUAAACCCUGUUAAAGAAAGCAAAGAGAUGCAGUUUCUAAUGCAAAAAUGGGCUGGAAACAGCAAAGCCAAGACGGGGAUCAUGAUGCCGAAUGGUAAAGAAGGAGAAAUAUCUGUCCCCUAUUUAACAUCAGUCACUGCACUCAUUGUGUGGAUUCCACAUCGUCCAACAGAAAAGAUAGUUCGGGUGCUCUUCCCAGGAAAUGCACCACAGAAUAAAAUAUUUGAAGGCCUUGAGAAACUGAAACACCUGGACUUCCUGCGAUACCCAGUGGCUACCCAAAAAGACAUAUCAUCCGGUCCACCACCUCCCAUCAUCAAACAAACUAAAAUAAGAUCAAGAACUGAUAGCAAAGAGAGUCUGAAAUCUUCACCCAAGCCACAUUCUAAAACCACUAAGAAAGAAGUCAGUGGGCUAGAGGAAGAGUCAAAGAGUGAAACCAGUAAAGAAAAUAAAGUUGAUAAGAAAGAAGAGAAGAAACCCAAAAGUGAAAGUCUAAAAGCCACCAAGCAACAGAAAAACAGUGAAGUUGCCCCUGGAGUUCAGAAGACUGAGAAAAAGAAAAUAUCCAAGGAAAAAACUGUUAAGCAAGAGAAAGCAUCAAAGAUGGAUGAAAAGAAAGACAAGGAGAAAAAAGAAAUUAAGAAAGAGAAACGUGAGGUAAAGAAAGAUGAGAACAUAAGAAAGGAGGAGAAAAAAAGUAAAGCCAAGGAGGACAAAAAGAAAGACCCCAGUAAACCUGAACUGAGAAAAAUCACCAAACCAGACCUGAAACCACUGACCCCUGAGGUGAGAAAAACUUUGCACAAAGCCAAGACUCAGGCUAAACCUAAGAGCGACAAAAAUAAGGCAGUGAAAGAGGAAGCAAAUGAGAAAAAACCAGUUCCAAAGAACGUCCCUGAAGAGGUUAAUGCAGCAGCUCUGGCUGACAGGUCCAUUGUGUCUUCACCCGAAGACCUCACAGAGGACUUUGAGGCUCUAAAACAAGAGGAGUUGUCCAAACAUAAGACAAAAUCUAUCCAGAAUGAUGUAAUGCCUGAACUGUCAGUGCACACUGAUGCUAAAGUUUCUUCCUCGGUUUUCCCUGAUGAAAAAACCACAGCCCCAACCGCUGAGAUUAAAUCUGUUUCACCCAAAUCACCUAUCAAACAGGAAGUGCUGGCACCUACUCAAGGGAAGAAUGAUGGCAAUGAUGGUUUCAAUAAGAAGUAUGAAGAAGAGAAAAUGGAGAAAUACGAUGAAUACUCCACCAAGGACAGAUCAAAGAAGAGUGACAGCUCAGAGGAAGAGGGUGAUGUAAUUGAGAAAGCUGAGCUCGAAGGAACUGAAGAUGAUGAGGUCCUCAAGUAUAAAACUGAGGAGGUGAAAAAAGAAAAAUCAAAGGAGUGGGACACCAAGCCAUUUGAGCAAAAACCUUUACCAACUGCAGCGUCUGGACAGGCAGUGGCAGCCUCCGCCUCUGAGCAAUUCUCCUUUAUACAAGACGAGACCAUACCUGGAUACUCUGAGACUGAACAGACCAUCUCUGAUGAGGAGAUCCACGAGGAUACGGAGGACAGGAUUCCACAGCUGCGCUAUGAUGUGGGCUCUUAUGACAUCUCUGUUCCUGAUGUCCCUGGCACCUUUGAGUCAAUGCAUGGUAUAAAGGAGAUGAAGAGCUCCACUCUGUCUGAUGUUGCAGAUGUCAAACCCAAAGCCUUUUUGGGGGGUCCCGAGCCUGAGCUUGCACCUUACCCCACCAUCAUUGCUGCUCCUCUUGCUGAAGAGGAGCACAUCUCCUCAGCAACAUCCAUCACAGAAUAUGACAAACUGUCAUCAUUUGCCACAUCUGUAGCUGAAGACCAGUCCAUUGCCUCCGUGACAGCACCUCAGACUGAGGAAACUGGGAGGAACUCUCUCCUGCUGGACACCAUCAACAGCGUCCCCUCACGUGCAGAGGCUGCCCAAGGGAAGGACUAUCUCCACUCAGCAGGAACCAUCUCACCCACAUCCUCUCUAGAGGAUGACAAAUGCUUUAAGUCUCCUUCCUCUGAUGAGUACCAGCCCAUCAUCCCUGAGAUGGAGGGUGAUGUGAAUAUCCAGUCAGUCCAGGAUGAAGAAGAUGAGGACGAGGAUGAGGACGAGGACCAGACACCAAAUGUUGACAUCCCUCUGGGUAAACUUCAAGAGGGCUAUGAGCAUGCAGCCUCCUUGAUGCUCCAGGAGAAGGAAAAAUCUCCCUCUUCCACUUUUUCUCCUCCCCCCUUCUCUACGACACAGUACUCACCCACACAGGGUGUCAAAGAAAACCUCUUUGCUACAGAGGGAUUUAAGACUGGUGUUGAAAUAAAGCCUGUAUCACCCCCUCCUCCAUCAUUCUCCCCUGGACUAGAGUCCCACUCCAGGCAGGAGAGUGAAGAAAGAUGCUUAAGUCCAGAUGACAGCACCAUGAAACUUGCCUCACCCACACAGUCUGUGCCCACAAGCAGUGGCUACUCUCCGACAGAGGAGAAGCCCUUUAAGACAGAAGACAAAGACGAGGCAGUGACCAGCAUGAAAACCGACAUCCAGAAAACAGAGAAAUCUGUCACUAUCUCAGACAAUACUUCUUUCAUUGGUGUGUCAGGUGACAAGACAAUGUUUGAAGCAUCUGAAGAAUCUGAUGAGGAUGAGGAUGAUUAUUAUGCCAAAAAGGAUCUACAGCCUACCGUUAAGGCAAAGCUUAUGGAGGCAAAAGAGGGUUGCUUCUUGGAUGAUGACUUUAGUUUUAUGGCAAAGUCUGCAGAGACUGAAAAAGAGGUCGAGAGUUUGGACAAAACAGCUGUGGCCUUUAGCACGAAGGAGAAACCAAAAUCUCAAGUGAUGUUUUCAGAUGAGGAUGAAAACGAUGAUGACUUUCCAAGUAGGGCAGGGUCUAAGCCCUUGUCGACUGAUCAACACAAAGCAGAGAUUGCAAAAGACAGCACAGAAAAAACAGAUGUCACUAUUAAAGAGCCUGAGAAAAGUGUUCAGUUCAAUCUGUAUGAGUUUCCUGAGAAGGAGGGCAAAGUAAAGGCCUCAUAUGUAAGACAAGACACUCCCUAUGUACAUGGCAAAACAUUCUCUUACAGUGACAUUUAUGACAGCAAAACAAGCUCAGUGGACUCUGAUUUCUAUCGUCAGGAGUCCAUAGAUAAGACGGAGAAAGACAUAGCAAAGGGCGAUGUGGAUCUACUGAAACAUGAGCCCCCCUUCCCAGUCACAGACAUGGACAAGAUGUCAGAAAAGGAGGGAUUUACUGUCUCUUAUGGAAAAGAGUCCUCCACCUCAUGGUUUGAGUCCAAGAGCACUCCAGCUACGGCUCCAUUUGAAAAAGAGGUCAAAAAGAAGGAGACUUUUGAACACAGUGAAAGUAGUCGAUUCCCUUCAGUGGCUGACAGACCUGAGGCAUGGACCACUUCUUUAUCAUCAGAAAAGGACCUCAAAAGCCAGACUGACAGCGAAAAGCCCUCAGCGCACUCUCCAACGACAGCAUCUGGUAUAGACAAACUUGCUGCCUCAGGCUACAAUGAGAAGGGAGCAUGCCUGGAGAUUGAUAUGCGAAAGCUAACGGCGAGAGAUGAAGAGGAUUAUGAUGAUGAAAUUGUUUAUGAUGAUGAGGAGGAUGAAGAUGAAGAAGAGGAGGAAGAGGAGGAUGAAGGUGCUAUUGAUUCCGAUAUGGAGAAAGGUGCCAAAGAGAAAUCUGAAAAGGAAGUGAAAAGUCCAGUCAGUGAAAUGCUUGGCUCAAGCAGGCCUGAAUUUAUGGUUUCUAUGGCUGGAUAUGGUUAUAGCAGUCAGGGGCAGCCAGAUAUUAAAGAAAGCAACUCUAGCUCACUCACAAUGGUUGAAGAUAGGGCCAAGACCGAUUCCUCAUCCAUAAGUGGAAAGCCUGUGGAUUUAGGAGCUGCAGGUUUCUCUAGCUACUCAUCAGGGCUUGAAUACUCAUGCGGAAGUGAUGAGAAAGAGUCGUUUUUAUCCGGUCAGAGUGCCGACAAAGGAAGAGAGGACUUCACUUUGAAAUCAGCAGAUGACAGUUAUUACCAGAAUGACAGAGCUGAUCCUGACUUUGAGAAACAAAAGACACCAGAUCUUCUGAGUAAGAGAUCGCUGGACACGAGCUUCCAGUACACAACCACUGCUGCUCCUGGGUUCUCCUCCUCUUCAGCCUACAGCUACUCCUCCUCCACCUCGGGCUCCCUCUCCACCAGCCGCCAGUUUGGAGAGGAGCUGGAGACACCCGCCUCUGCUGAGCCUCUCUUUGAGUACUCCUCCUUUAAAGAGGAACACUCGCCUGUUACAGAGUCCCCAUUCUCCAGUUCUGCAGUUGCAAAAGAUGACUAUUUAGAAGUGUCUGAGAAACAAAUUAUGGCUACAACCACAGCUGAGUCUACCUCCAGUUUAGCCCGAUUCUCACCUCUCAGUCCUUUUGAAGAGGUUAAAUCUUUCCCCUCCCUCUCAUCCACUACCCUUAGUGAUGACAAGAAGGAGCACAUGACAUCAUUAGGUAGAGUAACAGAUAAAGUCUCUCAACCUGACUGCUUCUCUAAGCCUGGGUGGCCUGAAGGGUCCCAGCUGGACACAGCUGUUGGGUUUGGGGCCUCAGCAGCAGGAUUAUUCUCUCAACUUCCAGAGUUCUCCAAGGACAAGGAGGCAGCUAGUGCUGCUCUGUUUGGCGUCACUUCUUCGCCUCGGCCAGACACAGAAGGCAAGCAUUACUUUGAGGAGACCGAAAGCAGCGAAGAAGAGGAUGAGGAAGCUUAUAUGCGUGAGAUGACUCGGAGGUCUCCUUCCAGUGGCCUGGCUAGUAGCCUUUCAUUUUCUGACAAGCCUGUUGCUCCACUUGUCACUGAAAAGACAGGUGGUGCUCUUCCAGAUGUUCUUGGGUCCUACAUUCCCUCAACUCUUCAGACCGGCAGCCCGGACACAGCGAAUGGCCCCACAGAGGUCAGCACUAGCUCCACCCUCCCUCCUGGAGCAGCAGCCAGUGGUGCAGCUUCAGGCCCAGCCAAGCUGGAGUCACAAGAGGGAGCAACAGGUUAUGUAAGGAGUUCUUAUGAGUGGGAAAUACCAAAGCCCCAGAUGGGAAUGGUGCCUGGAGACUCUCCUCCUCAUUACCGUCAUGAUGAUGAAUUUGAAGAGGAAUGUGAGAUGGAGCCAGAGCAUCCUGCCCGUCCACUUUCACUCUCCUCAGCAGAUCAGCCAUUCCGGUCACCAUUCUACGCAGAGGAGUGCAGCCGGGGAGGGCAGGACGAUGAUGAUGAUGAUGACAGUGAUCAGGAUGCACCCAUAGGAGCCACCUCCUCUUAUACCAGCCGCACUUCUCCUGGAUAUUCAUCUUCUGAGUACAGGCAACGCAAAGAAGACCUCUCACCUUCCUUCAUCAACCCCUGCAUGCGGCAGCUCUCCAGCGAUGAGGACGAUGAGGUACAAGGCCGCAGAAGUGAUCAGUCACAGGAGGGUGAUGAGCAUGACCUGUCAGUGAAGAGAAGGGCUCACAAACAGCCCCAUCAACACCACUCCCAGAGCAGGGACAGCAGCUCUCUGCACCAAAUUGGUGGGAUGUCAGCAGGGUUGGGUCUAGCUACAGAGGACACUCCACCCACCUCCGUCAGUGAAUCUUUGGCCUCUCAGUCAGAUUCUGAUGCACCACCAGGCACUGAAGAGUACCCUUCAGUUACUGGUGAAGGCAACAUGGACUCAGAUGAAGACGCUGACUACAUGCCAGUUGAUAAAACUGCAACAGGAGGAGGCAGCCAUCAGUUUACUUCUAGGAGCCAUGAUCCUCCUCCUGCUCCCCUCAUGGAUCCCUCCCCACACCCCCCACGACCAGACGUUUGCAUGGUGGAUCCUGACUCUUUAGACAAUGGCUCCCUUAAGAAAGAGCCAAAAACCAAGAGCUUAAAGAAGACUGCAGGCAAAACCAAAUCAGGAUCACCAGCUAGGCGCAAGAGGUCCCCCAUGCCUGUCAAACAGACCCAGUCUCCUCGUAGUGCCUCACUAAAAAAGAAGGAGGCAGACAAGAGCUCGCGGAUGUCUCGUCUUUCAGAUGGACAAGGCUCCAAAGAUGAUGACCUUUCCAGAUCAAGCUACAACCCUGGCAAAGGACUGACUAACGGUGUCAAAAGCAGUUCAGGUUCUCAGAAGUCAGGCUCUGUGGCUGCUCCUGGACAACCCAUUUAUGUGGAUUUGACUUACAUUCCCAACCACUGCAGUGCCAAGAAUGUGGACCAAGAAUUUUUCAAACGUAUUCGUUCUGCGUACUACGUGGUGAGUGGCAAUGAUGCAGCGAGUGGGGAACCAAGCCGAGGGGUCCUUGAUGCGCUGUUGGAUGGCAAAGCUCAGUGGGGAUCAAACCUACAGGUGACGCUUAUCCCCACCCACGACACUGAGGUGACCCGUGAAUGGUACCAGCAGACACAUGAGAGGCAGCAGGAGCUCAACAUCAUGGUCCUAGCCUCUAGCAGCACUGUCGUCAUGCAGGACGAGUCUUUCCCAGCCUGCAAGAUUGAGUUUUAAGAUUUCUCUUUUGUCUCCUCUCCAGCCCUCCUACUGGCCUCCCCGGUGUAGAUCUGUUUUUAUUUACUCUCCUCUAUAGCCUGAUAUGCAAAUGUGUCUCUGCCCCAGGCACGUGUAGAGUCAAGUUGCGUGGAAAGGAGAAACAGAUCUGGAUAACUGUCCGUGUUUUUCUAGAUUUGUAUUUAUUUAUAAGCUUGUCGUGGCUGUCGCCAUUUGUAUAACACAUUUGUUUUUGUAAUUAUUCACUGCAAUAUUAAUAUUCAGUCCUGUGAAGGGAGGAGUUUCAUUUUCUGUCUCUUAACCUGUUUUUUUUCCCCCUCUCCUAUAAGACAAUGAUUUUUGUUUAUUGGCUAAGACAAGAUACCCACUGUAUUGUGAAAACAAUGCAACAGAGCUUCUAAUUGGCAUAAAUUAAAGCACAAUUAAAGCCAGAAAAAAAUCAAGCUUUUCAUAUUAGAGAUGAUCUAAACUACUGUCAGCUGCUCUGUUACUCUUAGGGGAUUCCUUCCUGUUAGUCAGAUGUGUAAACCACUACACUAUGGAGCCAGUCAUAUCAGAGCGGAUCAGUUUUAAACAUUUUGCUGAUAGAAUAUUGUGAUGAAUUUCCUCUGCAUUUCUCUUUCUGUCUCUUUGUGGCUCCCACUUACAUAGUGAAAUAGAAACCAUAGAUCCAGAGGUCCCCUCAGUAUGUCUUUUCAGAAUAUUUGCUGUAGCAAUAGGGACGCUCAUAUUCAAAAAUCUGUCUUGUAGUGACUUAUGCCAUUUCUACAGUCCUCUCAAAAUGAAGACCAAUUGUUACAGUUUCUCAGUGGCUGUUUUUCUUACAGUGAAUUGGAGAUGAGUUCUCUACAUUUGC
Archocentrus centrarchus (flier cichlid) is the source of this 8542-nucleotide messenger RNA. It is a transcript of the gene map1aa, whose product is annotated as microtubule-associated protein 1Aa. Gene Ontology annotation, cellular component: neuronal cell body; synapse; cytosol. The transcript has 7 exons. The coding region runs from base 4 to 7686 and encodes 2560 amino acids. The record is from RefSeq and is a predicted model, not a curated record. Lineage: Eukaryota; Metazoa; Chordata; Actinopteri; Cichliformes; Cichlidae. Gene Ontology annotation, molecular function: microtubule binding; actin binding. Gene Ontology annotation, biological process: regulation of microtubule depolymerization; microtubule cytoskeleton organization; dendrite development.